UGCAAUGCGCCAGCGUUGCAACGGUGUUGUGGUUGCGUGUUGCUGUCAAUGCUGGCAGUUAAAUGUUUUUUUUUUUAAUAUCGCAUUUUAUUGAUAGCAUAGAUUUAUCCAUUGCUGACAUUGUAAUGUCACAAAGUCACAUACGAGUGAUACAAUAACUUGUAACUAAAUCGCCUCGUUAUUGAGAGAGGGGUGUGUGCACGAGACAUGAGUGUCCAUAUAGCCCAGCUAGUAGGAUGACUUUUCAUCAGACUUCUAUUGCUGGGAGUGGAACCGACGACUAUUCUGUUCAGCAGGAAAACGAACUGGAAGCGCUUGCAUCCAUUUUUGGAGAUGAUUUUCAGGAUUUACGGAAUAAGCAUCCGUGGAAGAUCCAAAGGCCACCUGAGGUAUACCUUUGUCUGCGACCUAAUGGACUAAGCAAUGGAAAGGAAAGUUAUGUGACGGUGGACCUGCAAGUCAAGUGCCCACCAACAUACCCUGAUGUGCCUCCAGAGCUUGAGCUGAAGAAUGCCAAAGGUCUCUCCAAUGACAACCUCCAGAGUCUCCAUACAGAGCUUACAAAACUGGCAGCGGAACGAUGUGGUGAGGUGAUGAUCUAUGAGCUGGCGGACCAUGUCCUCGGGUUCCUGAGUGAACACAACAAGCCUCCAUCCAGCUCCUUCCAUGAGGAGAUGCUGAAAAACCAGCGGCUCCAGAAGGAGAGGCAAGCAAGGGAGGAACAGCAGAGACUGGACCAACGCCGCAAGCAGGAGGAGCAGACGCAAUUUGAGAUCCUGGCUGAAAUCCAAAGAAGAGAGGAAGAGAAAAGAGAGAAGAGGAGGAAAGAAAUGGCCAAACAGGAGCGCUUUGAGAGUAUGGACCAGCCUUCUUCUAUCGACAGUUCUGUGUUGGGAAGCUCCUCUUAUUCCCCUGGGCCUCCACCUGAGCUCACAGAGCCUAAACGAGGAGCUGCCCACCAGAGACGGACCAACUCAAACACCCGGCACAGAAGGGACACAUACAACGAAGAUAGCCCACGCUCACAAGAAGUGCUUCACUUCAGCAACAGUACCUUGGGGGACUUCAUAGUGCACAGAGGGAAGUGCCUUGGGGAGAAUUCCAGGCUUGGCCGUAAUGUUUACAGUGCGUUUGAUGCGACCAACGGCGAGUUUGCCGUACUAUACGAGUGGAUCCUACGCUUGAACAAGAAGAUUGGCAAGUUCUUCACUAGUGAGGAGCGGGGGAAGAUUGACAGUUGUAAAAAGCAGAUCCAUGGAGCAGAGAGUGAGCUGAACUCCCUGAUGAAACUGGAGCACCCUAAUCUGGUACACUACCAGGCCCUGUGCUCCAGUGAGAGGGAGGACUGCCUGGUGGUGGACCUGCUUGUGGAGUAUGUGGCGGGUAGCAGCAGCCUGAGUCAGAGCCUCGCCAGCCAGACCCCCAUGUCUCUGGACUGCCUCCGCCAGUAUGCUGUCCAGCUCCUGGCUGCCCUCGACUAUCUCCACUCCAACUCCGUGGUCCAUAAAAAUCUGUGUGCCUCUAGUGUGCUGCUGGACCAUCAGGGCAAUGUGCGUCUCACCGAUUACAGCCUCGCCAAGAGAUUGGCCGACAUCUGCAAGGAAGACAUAUUUGAGCAGGCACACGUGCGCUUCUGUGAGGAUGCGCUGCCCAGCAAGUCUGGGAAGAAAGGGGACGUGUGGAGCCUGGGGCUAAUGCUGCUGGGACUGAGCCAAGGAAAAAAGGUCAGGGAGUACCCGGUGUCGGUGCCCACCAGCCUGCCCGCUGACUUCCAGGACUUUCUCAACAGGUGUGUCUGCCUAAAUGAUUCUGACCGCUGGAACACCCAGCAGCUUCUGGACCACCCCUUCCUCAACACUCCAUCUCCAAAAACCUCUCCACAGUUCCAGGACGUCAGUCCAGAAGAUAUUGGCGAUGACUUUGCAUCGUCAGUCAUCCCUCACAGCCACAUCCUCAAUGCGCCGUUCAGCAUAGGGCUGCAAAGGCAAUUUUCACGCUACUUCAACGAGUUUGAGGAGCUGCAGCUGCUGGGGAAAGGGGCUUUUGGUGCCGUUAUCAAGGUCCAGAACAAGCUGGAUGGCUGUUACUAUGCUGUCAAGCGUAUCCAGGUGAACCCUGCCAGUAAGCAGUUCCGCAGGAUUAAAGGUGAGGUGACGCUGCUGUCGCGUCUCAACCAUGAGAACAUUGUCCGCUACUACAAUGCCUGGAUUGAAAGGCAUGAGACCCCAUCCAUGGGAGUACUGAGCUCAGAAAGUUCUGAGCCCCAGAGCGUGGCAGAGAAAUUGCCUCAGGUCCGAGCACCCUCUCUGGGCCUCAAUGAGCUGGGCAUCAGCAUGCUUGACCACGUGGAGGACAACGCACCUCCCCCUGCCCUGGCCAGCUCGGUGGAGUGGAGCACCUCCAUUGAGAGAUCCUCUAGUGCCAAGUGCAGUGUUCACGAGUCCAGUGAUGAUGAUGAUGAAGAAGAUGUUUUCUGUGCCUCGUUCCUCCCAUCAAACAGUGACUCGGAGAGUGACAUCAUUUUUGACAAUGGAGAUGGCAGCAUAUCCCAAGAAAAGCCAAGCAAGCGACUGGGGUGUGAUCUGACUGAGAGCACAGAUUCUGAGAGGCCACAGCUUGUAGCACAUUAUUUGUAUAUCCAGAUGGAGUACUGUGAAAAAAGCACUUUACGGGACACUAUUGACCAUGGCUUGCACCAGGACAGCAGUCGCCUCUGGAGGCUCUUCAGGGAGAUACUGGAUGGCCUGGCUUACAUCCACCAACAGGGGAUGAUUCACCGGGACCUCAAACCCGUCAACAUUUUCUUGGACUCUCAGGACCAUGUGAAAAUUGGAGACUUUGGCCUGGCCACAGACCAUCCUGCGAAUGUGGCUGCAGCAGGUAAACUGGAUAUUGAGGAGAGUGGUUCGGUUCUGAUAAUGAAACCAGACCCAACAGGGAACAUGACUGGCAUGGUUGGCACUGCCCUCUAUGUCUCUCCAGAAGUGCAAGGAAAUACCAAAGCCACUUACAACCAAAAAGUCGAUCUGUUUAGCUUGGGCAUCAUCCUGUUUGAGAUGUCCUACCGGCCCAUGACCACUGCCUCUGAGCGCAUCUCGGUUCUGAGCCAGCUACGCAUGGAGGACAUUCACUUCCCUGAAGACUUUCCAGAGUAUGAGAGUGGAACGCAGAGGAAGGUCAUUGGCUGGCUACUGAACCACGACCCGGCCCUUCGUCCCACAGCCCAGGAGCUCCUGAAGAGUGACCUGCUGCCCCCACCCCAAAUGGAGGAGUCGGAGCUCCACGAGGUCCUACAGCACACAAUGGCCAAUGUCAACGGCAAGGCUUACCGCACUAUGGUCAACCAGCUGUUUUCCCAGAAUACCUCCCCUGUCAUGGACUACACCUACGAUGUCGACCUCCACAAGGGCAGUUUUCAUUUCAACAGUGCCAAAUUACAACAGUAUGUGUACGAAACAAUCAGCAGGAUCUUCAAGAAACAUGGAGCUGUGCGCCUCCAGACUCCCAUGCUUCUCCCCAGGAACAGGAAGCUGUAUGAAGGCAGUGAGCCGGCUUGUUUCAUGGAUCACAGUGGCAUGCUGGUGACCCUGCCCUAUGACCUCCGGAUGGCCUUCGCACGAUUUGUGGCCAGAAAUAAUAUUACCCAUUUCAAAAGGUGGAGUAUUGAGCGUGUGUUCCGGCCCAGGAAGCUAGAUAGGGCCCACCCCAGGGAGCUGCUGGAGUGUGCCUUUGAUAUCAUUGUCCCUGUCACGAACAGCCUGCUGCCUGACGCUGAGACCAUCUUCACCAUCUCUGAGAUUAUCCAGGAGUUCAGUGCCCUACAGGAGAGAAACUACCACAUCUACAUCAACCAUACCAGUCUGCUGAAGGCCAUCCUGCUUCACAGUGGUGUCCCAGAGGACAAACUGAGCCAUGCCUCCAGCAUCCUCUGUGAUGCCAUGAGUGAAAAGCUGACAAGGCGUGAGGUGGAGGCUAAGUUCUCUAACCUGUCCCUGUCCACCAACAGUUUGCAGACUCUGUAUAAGUACAUAGAGCAGAAGGGAGAUCUUCAGGACCUGGUUCCACUCAUCACCUCUUUGACCAAACAGAAGACUGCUGUCACCCAGCUGGCCAAGCAGGGACUCAAAGACCUAGAGGAGCUCACUGGUCUACUAAGGAAACUAGGAGUCAAGCUGCAGGUGGUGGUCAACCUGGGUCUGGUGUAUAAAGUACAGCACCAUUGUGGGGUCAUUUUUCAGUUUGUGGCUUUCAUUAAGAAACGCAGACGCACGGUGCCGGACAUCGUGGCGGCAGGAGGGAGAUACGACCACCUGAUCCUUGAGUUCCGUGGCCCAGCAUCCUCUACUCCUGUCCCCUCGGCGGUGGGAGCCAGUGUGGCCCUGGACAAGGUCUGUGCUUCCCUGGCCAACAUGGAGGAGCCGCCCUGUGUCAGUACGUGUGAAGUGCUGGUGGUGCCAGUUGGUCAUACUUCCAUGGGCAGGGCCAUUAACGUUGUCCAGAAGCUGUGGAUGGCAGGGCUUUCAUCUGACAUUGUCUAUGACGUGUCACAGUCCCAGGAGACACUGCUGGAACACUGCCGACAAGCUGGGAUCACCUGCAUGGCCCUGGUCUCAGACAAGGAGGGGAACUAUAUUAAGGUCAAGUCCUUUGAGAAGGAAAGGCAGUCGGAGAAGAGGAUUUCAGAGUCUGACCUUAUAGAUCACAUUAUUCAGAAAUGCCGGACCAAAUUCCUUGAUGAGAGAAAUAUUAGAGAAAUGUCUGAGACUGUCUCUCUUCAGAACCCCAAGGGAUCACUGGUCAAUUCUUCAGGAUCAUCAGAGCAGCACGGGAGCAACAGCUCCAGUAAUAUGAAUGUGAACCUCAUUGCUCCAGAGAAGGUGUCAUCCAGUGCCAGAAGACGAUACGAGACACAGAUACAAACCAGAUUGCAGAAUCUUGGUAGCAAUUUACAGAACAAGAGCAAUGACAUCGAAGUUCUGGCUGUGGACCUGCCAAAGGAAACCCUCAUCAACUUCCUGUCACUGGAGUUUGAUGAAGAGGCACAGUUUAACAUGAGCGUUAAACAUCUGCUGUCACGUCUACCCAAGCAGCGGUACCUCAAGAGCAUCUGUGAGGAGAUCCACCGCUUCAAAAUCCUAAAAAGGGUUGCUGUGGUGGUUUUGUACAGCUACAAAGAUGAUUACUACAAGAUUCUACUGUGAAAUGGAAGUGUUUCGGAACGAAAGCUCCAAGAUGGUUUCAGAACGACAGGCUUCCAGAGACGCUUUUCAGUUUACAAACAGUAUCUGUUUGAAAGUUUAACUGCUUUAUUAUGUGAGUAUCCUUUUCAGAGGGUGGAACCUAUUACAGUGUGAAAUAUAAUGCAGUUAAUAUCAGGUAUGGACCUCAGCCCAUAUGUGCCCCAUACAGGCAAAAAUACAAGCAACGGUUUCAAAUCUUCCUACUGUACCCGCCUUAAUGCUACAAUUCAUAUACAUUCAGAAUACUUUUUUUGAUUGCAGAUGUGUUGCUAUAUUUCCAAAUGAAUAGCCAAUUCCAUAUUUUUUAAAUGACAUGAUGAAUAAUGGCAAUAAAUCACCUAUUUUUCCUCA
This is a messenger RNA of Esox lucius (northern pike), 5591 nucleotides long. It is a transcript of the gene eif2ak4, whose product is annotated as eukaryotic translation initiation factor 2 alpha kinase 4. Gene Ontology annotation, biological process: DNA damage checkpoint signaling; regulation of translational initiation by eIF2 alpha phosphorylation. Lineage: Eukaryota; Metazoa; Chordata; Actinopteri; Esociformes; Esocidae. Gene Ontology annotation, cellular component: cytosol. Gene Ontology annotation, molecular function: eukaryotic translation initiation factor 2alpha kinase activity; ATP binding; protein binding. The coding region runs from base 237 to 5201 and encodes 1654 amino acids. The record is from RefSeq and is a predicted model, not a curated record. The transcript is spliced from 39 exons.